Molecule: messenger RNA, 2090 nt
Organism: Elaeis guineensis (African oil palm)
Lineage: Eukaryota; Viridiplantae; Streptophyta; Magnoliopsida; Arecales; Arecaceae
Product: F-box/LRR-repeat protein 17
Cellular component (GO): cytoplasm
Molecular function (GO): protein binding
Source: RefSeq, a predicted model, not a curated record
UCUCUAUUUCAUCGCAUCCACCCCCCACUCCCCCGCCUCUCUCUCUCUCCACCACUACCCCACCUCCACAAGCUCUAACCCUUGGGAUCUGGAUGCUCCGCCAGUCCCCCGCGGCCGCCGCCGGGCCUAAGCCCGGUCCGCCGAAGAAGCGGGGCAGCUACAAUUGUGGCCGAUGCGGCCUCCCCAAGAAGGGCCACGUCUGCCCCUCCGGCGGCGGCCACGCCCUCCCCCCUCGCUCCGAUCACCGCCUCCGCCGCGCCCUCUCCUUUGAGGAGGACCGGUCUCCGACAGCAGCCGCGGAGGCGAUGGAGGAGGAGGUGGCGGAGACCGCGGUGGCCCUGCAGGCGGUGCCGGCGGUGGAGGAGGAGGUGGAGGAGGUGGGCGGCGGUGUUUUGCCGGCGUCUUGCCUGGCGGAGGUACUGAGGCGGCUGUCGCCCAAGGAGCUGAUGGGGGCAGCGGCUGUCUGCAGGGGGUGGAGGGGGUGCGUGAAGAGGGUGUGGCGAUCCGCUGAUGAGCUUAGGCUUAGGGUUUCUCCUCGAUCUCAGAUCGGUUUCGUUGGAUCUGUGCUCCACAAAUGCGCCAGACUGACCAGGCUGACGCUGAGGAUGGAAAGUGAUGUUGAUGCUACAUUGCUAGCUUGUGUUGCAUUCUCAUGCCCUAAUCUAGAAGCUUUUGAGAUCGGUAUUGGCGACAAUGCAGUCAAUCGGAUAACUGGGGAUGAGUUGAGCCGUUUUGUUGCUGAGAAACGGUCUCUUUCAAUUCUUAAAGUCGAAGGUUGCAAUAGUCUUGGCUUUCUCAACCUCUAUUCUUCAAGCCUAUCAAUCCUCUGGCUUUCAGACCUUUAUUGCAUUUCAAAACCGGUCAUUAGUUGUCCCAAUCUGAAGGAGCUUUCUCUUGAUUUUACUCAACAAGAAAAUGAUUCUACAGAUCUUGUUAGUAUGAUGGAUAGUCUGGGCCGUACAUGUCCACGGCUAAGAAAUAUGCAUAUUGCAUCAAUUCGACUUUGUAAUGAAGCUGUGCUUGCAUUAGCAAGUGCAAACCUAAGGGGUUUGCGCAUGCUGUCACUUGUUCUUGGUUCAAAAAUUACAGAUGCAGCUGUGGCUGCUAUAGUUUCAAGUUAUUCAAGUUUAGAGUUGCUUGAUUUAAGUGGAUCAAGCAUUAGUGACAGUGGGAUUGGAAUGAUAUGCAAUGUGUACCCUCAGGCCCUAUCCAGGCUCCUCCUUGCUCUCUGUCCUAACAUUACUUCAAGUGGAAUCCAAUUUGCUACAGCACAACUACCUCUUCUUCAGCUAAUUGACUGUGGAAUGAGCAUAUGUGAUAUGAAUUCUCAAUGUGAAAGUUCUGAAGAAAAAGGGUCGCUUGGUAGUGAAAGUAGUGGAGAAAUUACGUGUCAGAAAUCACCUACAUCAAAGCGGCAACCAAUCUACCAAAAACUAAUCAUAAAACAUGGGCGUUUGAGAAAACUCAGUUUAUGGGGCUGUUCUGGUUUAGAUGCCCUGUUUCUAAACUGUCCAGAGCUUAAUGACCUCAAUCUUAACUCUUGUACAAAUUUGCAUCCAGAGAGGUUGUUGCUCCAGUGCCCCAAUUUGACCAAUGUACAUGCUUCUGGAUGUCAAGAUAUGUUAAUUGGCGCAAUUCGAAACCAGGUUCUUAAUGAGUUUGCUGCAGCUGAAAACCAUUUACCAUGCAAGCGGCUAGCAGAUGGCUCCAAAAGGGUUCAGGUCCCUCAAUACCCUCUACAGCAGGCAUCAGAUGAUGGGAAACAAAAGAGGUUACGGCGGACCCAGUGCAUUGUGCAUAUUGACUGAUGAUUCUCAUGUAUACCAUCCAGAUUGACCCCGUCCGAGCAGACAAUCUGUUGCUUACUGGUGAUGUUUUCACUUACUGUGGGCCUGUAGACUUGAAAGUAGUAUUUGUUGUAUUAACUGUACUUCUGGGCUGCUUUCAUCAUUCUAGAUAAUGGCUUUGCCUUUGGAAAUGGGACUGCUUGUAGAAGAAUAAAUUGCAGCCUAGAUAUCUUACUGUCCUCUUCAAAGAUAAAGUUAACGUGAUUGAAACCUGCAAUUUUACGAUGGACUUGUGACAUUGGA